AUGACGGGUUCACCGUCAAACUGCUUCGUAAAACAUCUAACCGUUCUCGCUCACAACUCAUGUGAUUCUCCUUUGUGUCACAAACUUGACACAGGUGUGUGUUCUCCUGAGAAGCGUUGCAAUUAUACCUAUGGCUACGGAGAUAAUUCUCUAACAAAGGGUGUUCUUGCACAAGACACGGCUACCUUUACAUCAAACACGGGUAAACUUGUUUCCCUUUCAAGAUUUCUUUUUGGUUGUGGACAUAACAACACUGGGGGUUUUAAUGACCAUGAGAUGGGUCUAAUUGGUCUUGGAGGAGGACCAACAUCACUCAUUUCUCAAAUAGGUCCUUUAUUUGGAGGCAAAAAGUUUUCUCAAUGUUUGGUUCCUUUCCUCACCGAUAUCAAAAUUUCAAGCCGAAUGAGUUUUGGAAAAGGGAGUCAAGUGUUAGGGGAUGGUGUGGUUACUACACCUUUAGUUCAACGUGAACAAGAUAUGACAUCAUAUUUUGUUACAUUACUAGGUAUUAGUGUGGAAGACACAUAUCUUCCCAUGAAUAGUACUAUUGAAAAGGGUAACAUGUUGGUUGAUUCGGGAACACCACCGAAUAUAUUACCACAACAAUUGUAUGAUAGAGUGUAUGUUGAAGUCAAAAACAAUGUUCCAUUAGAACUCAUUACAAAUGAUCCAAGUUUGGGUCCUCAACUUUGCUAUCGUACACAAACUAAUCUUAAAGGACCAACACUUACAUACCAUUUUGAAGGUGCAAAUUUACUUUUAACGCCGAUCCAAACGUUCAUUCCACCAACUCCAGAAACAAAAGGUGUUUUUUGCUUGGCAAUAAAUAACUAUACUAAUAGUAAUGGGGGCGUUUAUGGUAAUUUUGCACAAUCAAAUUACUUAAUAGGGUUUGAUUUAGAUAGACAGGUGGUCUCUUUCAAGGCAACGGAUUGCACCAAACAAUAG
This is a messenger RNA of Medicago truncatula (barrel medic), 948 nucleotides long. Its product is annotated as aspartic proteinase CDR1. The transcript has a single exon. The record is from RefSeq and is a predicted model, not a curated record. NCBI's taxonomy places the organism in Eukaryota, Viridiplantae, Streptophyta, Magnoliopsida, Fabales, Fabaceae. The coding region runs from base 1 to 948 and encodes 315 amino acids. Gene Ontology annotation, cellular component: extracellular region.